Molecule: messenger RNA, 1200 nt
Organism: Aspergillus melleus
Lineage: Eukaryota; Fungi; Ascomycota; Eurotiomycetes; Eurotiales; Aspergillaceae
Product: NAD(P)-dependent alcohol dehydrogenase
Exons: 2
Coding region: 1-1200 (399 amino acids)
Biological process (GO): D-sorbitol catabolic process
Molecular function (GO): L-iditol 2-dehydrogenase (NAD+) activity; zinc ion binding
Source: RefSeq, a predicted model, not a curated record
AUGACCGCAUCUACUACCUGCGAGGCACUAGUCCUCCACGGCGCCAAAGACCUCCGCCUGGAAUCCAAACCCGUCUCCCAACCCGCCCCCUCAGAAGUGCAAGUCGCCAUCCGCGCCACCGGUCUCUGCGGCUCUGACCUGCACUACUACAACCACGGCCGCAAUGGCGACUUCGUCGUCCGCGCGCCCAUGUGCCUGGGCCACGAAUCCUCGGGCAUCGUAACAGCCGUCGCACCGGACGUCACGACCCUGAAAGUCGGCGACCGCGUCGCCCUCGAAGUCGGCCUGCCCUGCCGCCAAUGUCUCCUCUGCCAACAAGGCCGCUACAACAUCUGCCCCGGCAUGCAAUUCCGCAGCUCCGCAAAAGUCUACCCCCAUCUCGACGGCACCCUCAUGGAACUCACCACCCACCCAGCCGCCAUGUGCCACAAGCUCCCGGACAACGUGAGCUACGCCGGCGGCGCCCUCGUCGAGCCGCUCGCCGUAUGCCUCCACGCCAUCCGGCGCUCCCGACCCCCUAGCGCCGCGGACCUCCAAACGGCCCAGAAGCUAGACGACGCAUCGGGAUCGUCAGCGCUCAUCUUCGGCGCCGGCGCCGUCGGCCUCCUCCUCGCGUCGGCCCUGGCCGUGCAAAACGCCUUCUCGACCAUCGUGAUCGCCGACAUCGACGCCUCGCGCCUCGCCAUCGCCGACUCCCUAACCCUGAACCUCCGCACAACCCUCAUCCCCAAACCAGCCACGCCCCCACCGGGCCCGGACGCCCCGGUCGCCGAACAAACCGCCUACGCGCUCACCAACGCCCAAACCCUCGCCGCCUCCCUCAAAGACACCCACUCCGUCGGGGCAGGGUUCGCGCGCGUCUACGACUGCACCGGCGUGCCCGCGUGCGUGCAGGCGGGGAUCUACGCGUCCGCGCCGGGCGGCGUGCUCGUGCAAAUCGGGAUGGGGAACCCCGUGCAGACGGUGCCCGUGGGGGCGGCGGCGUUGCGCGAGGUCGAUAUCAUUGGGGUGUUUCGGUAUGAUGGGCAUGCUUAUCCGGCUGCGAUUGAGCUGAUGGCGAGCGGGCGGUUCGGGGUCGUUGAGGAGAAGGUGGUGACGCAUCGGUUGGGGUUGAGGGAGGGGGAAAGGGCGUUUGGGUUGGCGGGGAAGGGGGUUGAUGAGGUAGGGAGGCCGGUUGUUAAGGUUGUUAUUGAGAGUUAG